This is a messenger RNA of Bactrocera tryoni, 1546 nucleotides long. RefSeq names its product transcription factor Adf-1-like. Gene Ontology annotation, cellular component: transcription regulator complex; nucleus. Lineage: Eukaryota; Metazoa; Arthropoda; Insecta; Diptera; Tephritidae. The record is from RefSeq and is a predicted model, not a curated record. The coding region runs from base 286 to 1068 and encodes 260 amino acids. The transcript has 4 exons. Gene Ontology annotation, biological process: regulation of transcription by RNA polymerase II. Gene Ontology annotation, molecular function: DNA binding.
CAUGUCGCUUGCGGCGCUUCGCAGUUCGGAAUUUCAAGUGAUUAUACAAACAUCUACAAAAGAAAUUUCUCUGCUUUAAUAGAAAAAGAAACAACAAACAAAUAUAUGACGGUUAGCAGCCACCGUCGACUUUGAUAGAAAAUAAAAAUAUAUAUUUUUCUGCAGAAUCCAAGUGUGUAAAUCAUUGGCAGAAUUCGGUGGGCGUCUCGGUAGACAGCAGCAGAAAAAUAAACGUGCAAGAGUAAUUUAGCGGUAACUAAAAUUGAAAACAAAUAUUCCCUGAAAAUGGAAAAAUUGGAUGCUAACUUGGAGACUCAAUUCGAUCUUAAUCUUAUUGAGGCAGUAAAGCAAAAUCCUGUUAUAUACGACCGGUCACAUUACAAUUACAAACACUUUGUAAGGAAGGCCCAAACUUGGAAGCAGAUUGCAGAACUACUUGGAGUACCUGAACAAAAAUGUACGAAACGUUGGAAAAGUUUGCGUGAUAAAUUCGCACGUGAGAUGAAAUUGUGUCAGGAAUCUCGCUGGCGUUACUUUAAACAAAUGCAAUUCCUUGUGGAUUCCAUAAGACAAUAUCGAGAAUCUCUCUUAGGCAAAUGUAAUAAUGUACAACAGACCAACAAUCAGGUUGCACAAGUUGAUCCAAAUCAACAGCAACAGCAGCAAACACAACAACAAGCUGUAGUGGAUGUAUUUGCACAACCGUUUAAUGGCACCGCCACAACAUCAACGCAGGCUCUAGCACAUCCGCAUGGUUCACGUUUAGAAAUUACAGUUACAGGCGACACACAGUUAACCGCCGCCGCCAAGGACCCAAAACCGUAUUUUUAUGAACCAGCACUAAAACGAGAACGUACCGAGGAGGACAAUCACGACAAUAUGCUAAAUACUAUUAAAAUAUUUCAAAAUUCAAUGACUCAAGCAGUUAGCGCUGAGGAUCAGUCGUUUGGUAUGGUAGUGACCGAUAUGCUGAACACUUUAGGGGUACGACAGAAGGCCGAGGCAAAAGUACACAUUAUCAAAUACCUUACAGAUAUGCAGCUCUUGGCACAACAUAAUAAAUAUUAGUCAAGGCAUAUCUUGCCAUUUAAAAUCCUGAAGUUUGGUGUGUAGUGCAGCGUUUUUAAACUACUAUUAAAUCGUGUAAACUACAUUCCCACGAAUUGCUGACUGCGAUACAAGUUUUAAUGUGGACUUUGAAAAAUAGCAACUUACCAAAUAACAAAGAUACAUAUGAAUUUUGUUCAGGGCUGACAAAUGAAAGGCGGAAAACUAAGUUUUGCACUCAAAGAAUAAUUAAAUAUAAGAAUCUGAAAAAAUUUGCAUUGUAAAAAAUGCGCUUUAUUAUUUAUAGUGAUAGCCUUAAGUUAAUUGAGAUACGAUCUUUUAAGUAUAUGCUUCUAAAGAAUUUAAAUUUAUGUAUCAUAUAUGUAUAUUGCGUUUAAAUUAUCUGCCAUUAUACGGUAAUGGUAUAAAUUUACACUAGAUUUAGUUGUAAAAAUGAAAUGGAUUAAACGUUAUUUUAAUAAAUUAGCAACAAGCCAAA